Messenger RNA from Closterium sp. NIES-67, 2444 nucleotides. The record is from the annotation of a GenBank genome assembly. NCBI's taxonomy places the organism in Eukaryota, Viridiplantae, Streptophyta, Zygnematophyceae, Desmidiales, Closteriaceae.
UGCGCUUCUUCUCCAAUCUACCACCACCUGCGCUGUUCAGCAGCCCUCAGUUUCGCGUCACAUUUACCCAAUUUCUCGUCCGCUCAUCUGCUUAGCCAUUAUAUUUUCUAUCCGCGCGAGCGGCGGCGCGUUUCCCGAUGGCAACUGAAGGGGGCCAGUCGCCGGAGAGCGACGGCGAGGCGACGGCGACGGUGACGGUGGUGAUCAAGAACCCGUCGGCGUCGUCGCCGGGCGAUUUCAGGACGCAGGUGCGGGCGUCAGGCACGGUGGGCGACGUGAAGCGGCAGCUGCAGGUGGAGUACGCGGGGCACCCCGACCCCGCGCGGCAGAAGCUCAUCGUGGCGGGCCAGCUCGUUAAGGACUCGCUUCUCAUCCGCGACGUAUUUAAACAGAAGAACCUGAACGACCCGCAGGUGAUGCACCUCGUCGUCUCGUCGGCUGCCCCGGGCACCUCCUCCGCGCCCUCCUCCGUGCCGUCCACGGCGCACUCCAGCCGCUCUGUCUCGCCCACGCCUUCCUCCUCCUCCGCCCGCUCCCUCUCCCGCGCCACCCUCCCUGCCUCCACCCACGCGCCUGCUGCUUCCCCUGCGCCGCCUACGCCAAACCCUGCGCCCUUUGCGGCACUCUCUUCCGCGCCCUCUGCUGCGCCCUCUGCCGCGGCGUCACUGCAGCGCGCAGGGGCUGCUGCAGGGUCAGGGCAGGCUCUGCCCGUGGACCCGAGCGGGCCAGCUGCAGCGGCUCCCACUGCUGCUGUGGCCGCCCCCGCUGUGCCUGCUGCUGCAGCCGCUGGUCCCGGUGCAGCGGGUGCUGGGGGUACAGCAGGUGGUGGAGAGGCAGGGGGACGUACACCCACACCCACACCCACAGCAGCAGCAGCUCCCGUGGGCACACAGGCUGCUACUGCAGGGUGGGAGCAGCAGCAGGCCAUUCUUCAGUUGCUCUCUGCGUUGCACCACACCGCGCCCUCUGGACUGCCGCCUCUGCCCUUCGCUCCUCUCAUGCCCCCACCUUUCUUUGCCCUCCCACCACCGCACCCUGCUUUCACGCUGCCUGCCGUCAUGCCGCCUACCAACUCUGCCCUGCCUGCUCCUGGCCUAUACCCUCCUCUGUUCGCCUCCCCGCUGAUGCCCCUCUCCCUGCCGCCCACGCCCUUCCCAUUCACACCGCCGCUGCCCUUCCCGUCGCCCCUGCCCAUGCCUCGCGAUUCCCUGCCUCCCAUCGCCUUCGCCCCUCCCAUGCCGCCCUUCGCCUUCCCCCCUGCCAUGCCUCCACUGCACCCAGGCUCCAGCAACAGCUUCUCCUCCCUCCCGCCAGUGCUACCUCCCGCGCCCCCUCUCUCUGCCCAUGUGCCUACGCCUUCCGCUGCCAGCCCUGGGCCCCCCGCCGGCCCGUCUUCGCACCCCCUGCCUGCAGCAGCAGUGCCUGCAGCCGCGCCUUUGCCUCAGGUGGGGGCAGCGCAGCCACAGCUUGUUGCUGCCCCUGCUGCUGCCGCCGUGGCAGUGCCUGCUGCGGUGGGAGAGGAGGCGAACCCAGCACUGGCAAUGCAGCAGCGGGUGAGGCAGGCAGGGGCAGGGGGGGGGGCGGCGGAGGAGGAGUGGCAGCAGCAGCUGCAGCAGCGGCUGCAGGCGGUGAUGCAGGCGGUGAGGCAGCAGCAGAUGGCGGAGCACCACAUGGCGGCGGCCGCUGCUGCUGCAGCCGCUGCUGCGCCCAGGGGGGUGCCAGGUGGGCUGGCAGGGGUGCAGCCGGGGGGAGGAGUGGCAGUGGAUGCAGCAGCGCAGGCUGGCAUGGGGGGCGGGGCAGCAGUGGAGGGGGCGCCUCGCGUGCGGCGCAUUCAGUUCGCGAUCCGCAUUGACCUCAUGCUGCUGCUCAAGCUCACGCUGCUUGUCUAUGUCUUCGGCCAGGGCGGGGGCUACCGCCGCUUCUUCGCCCUCAUUGCCGCUGCGCUCUUCAUCUACCUGUACCAAGCGGGAGUGCUCUCGCCUCUCCUGCGCUGGCUGUCUGACCGCGCCCAAGCUGCCAUGGCUCUGCCGCCCCACCAACCCCACCCCGCCCCUGCUGCCAACCCUGCUGCUGCUGGCGCAGCAGCGCCUGGGGCUGCGGGGGGCGGGGGGGCAGAGGCAGCAGUAGGGGCGGAGGGAGCCCAUGGUGGAGGGGCGCCAGGCGGGCAAGCAGGCGCCCAAGCCCAGCAGCAGCAGCAGCAGGCGAGGGGGCGGGGGUUGCUGGCGGAGAUUCAGAUGUUUGUGGUGGGCUUCCUCACAUCGCUGCUCCCUGGCUUCCAGCCGCCCGACCACCUGCCAGGCCUGCAAGCCCAGGGCGAUCGCCCUCACCAGGAUUAGAACCCGUUUUGCCAGUUGCUUGCCUUGGACCUAGUGAAGACGUUUUAUUUCUGUUUUGUUUUCUGAAGUUCUAUUGCACGGCUGCUACAGUAAAUGUUUCCUGUUUCG